Dioscorea cayenensis subsp. rotundata (Guinea yam) is the source of this 1050-nucleotide messenger RNA. Its product is annotated as transcription factor MYB4-like. The record is from RefSeq and is a predicted model, not a curated record. NCBI's taxonomy places the organism in Eukaryota, Viridiplantae, Streptophyta, Magnoliopsida, Dioscoreales, Dioscoreaceae. The transcript has 3 exons. Bases 39 to 935 code for a protein of 298 amino acids.
CUCCACUCCCUCCUUCCAAAAUUAUUCCUAGUAUUAUUAUGGGUAGAGGAAGAGCUCCAUGUUGUGAGAAGGUGGGGCUUAAUAAGGGUUCAUGGACACCAGCAGAGGACAUGAGACUUAUGGCUUAUAUACAAAAGUAUGGCCAUGGAAAUUGGCGUGCUCUCCCUAAACAAGCAGGAUUAUUGAGGUGCGGAAAGAGUUGUCGUUUAAGAUGGAUUAAUUACCUUCGACCGGAUAUUAAAAGAGGAAAUUUCUCCAGAGAAGAAGAGGAUACUAUUAUUAAGCUUCAUUCUUUGCUUGGCAAUAAAUGGUCAAAAAUAGCAUCUUGCUUACCUGGAAGAACUGACAAUGAAAUAAAAAACGUGUGGAACACACACUUGAAAAAACGGGUCUCACACAAAGAAGAAAAAUCUUCCUCAUCAUCUUCUAGUGAGCAAAGCAAUGUAAAGAAUUGUAAUGUCAAAUUGGAUAAUCAAUUCGGCGAAUCAAAAAAUAGUUCUCAAGAGAAGAUUGAGAUCGAGAUCGAGUUCGAGCCGAGUGUCGAUAUGUCAUGUAUGCUUAUCAGUGACAAUGAUGACAUUGAUGGUGUACACUCGAACUUUGCCGAGGAUUUCGACAAAGUAGUUGUGUCUUCUUCUUCAUCGACUAAUUCCUAUUCAAGUAGUGAUUAUAAUACCAACCAAGAGGACCCUUUAUGGAGGAGUAUCAUGGAUGAAGAAUAUUAUCCUCUCAUGCUUGAUGAUGAUAAUGAUCAUGAGAAAAAUAAUAAUAAUUCAACAAAAACAUUAGGUGAGGAAUAUUCUAAGAAUGAAGAUAAAAGCAAGGAGUGGUUGGCAAACUUAGAAAGAGAACUUGAUCUUGAUUUGUGGGAAAAUGAGGGCAGUCUACAAUGUUUUAAUGAUCCUGUUUCCUGUUAUUUUCAGAGAACCCUUUAGACCUAACUGAUUUACCAAUGUCUUAAUACAUUGUCAUUAAAAAUCUCUUUUGAGUGUUAGGUUAACUAGAAUUCACACAAAGGUGAUGUCUUCUUCAUCUUCCACCUUUUUCCUU